AAGUCAAUUUGCAUCGAACACCACUCGCACAUGUUUUUCAAGCGUCAAAACAAAUUUUGGACACAUCAGUUUUUGGAUUUAUUAUUUUGAAUAAAUCUCAUUCUAAAAGACGAAAUUAAAAUCUGAGAAGCUUCAAUAAUAUUCACUGUAACCGCAAUUAAAUAUAAGAAAUCAAAAUGACAGUCCGAACACCAGCCAAAGUAAAUAGAGAAUUAGAAGCCGAAGAAACAGAAGAAUUGGAACAUGAGGCCGAAGAUUCGGAUGAAGAAAAUUCCGAAAAUGAGCAAGGAACGGGGCAAGGAAUGCUGAGUAGCGAUGAAGCCGAUAAUGAAUUUGAUGAGGAUGAGAGCGAUGAUAACGAUGAAGGCAAUACCGGUUGGGCCGAUGCAUUUGCAAAAGUGCUUCAGCAAGAGAAACCAAAAAAUAAAAAAUAUUUGGUUUUGUCAAAAGCGAAAAAAUUGGCAGAUAAAAAAGAACAAAGUGAUGAUGAUAAGAAAGUAACAUUCGAAAUAGCUGGCCAAAUAGACGAUGAUGAAAAUGAUGAAGACAUCAAACCAGAUGUGAAUGUGGAAGACACAAAACCAACCAACGAUGAGCUGGAAUUGGCGUCAAUCGCACGAAAAGAACGAAACAAUAAAUUAUUGGAGCUACGCGUUAAGCCGAGCGCGAUGGAUCGAGAACGUGAACGUGGAUUUAAACGUAUUGCAACAAAAGGUGUUGUACAACUUUUCAACGCAGUACGGUCACAGCAACGUGAUUUAGUCGAUCGAUUGGAAAAAGCCGGACCACUCGAUCACAAACGUGAUGAAGUUUUGAAUAAUAUUAACAAACGACAAUUUUUGGAUAUGUUAAUGGGUGGCAAACGAGCAAAAUCGGAAAAUGUCGACAAUCCAGUCAAGGAUGAAAAUGAUCAAGAUGCCGAUAGCUCACGACCAUCACAAUGGAGUGUAUUACGGGAUGAUUUUAUGACCAAUAAGAAAUUGAAACAUUGGGACAACGACGAUGAGGAUAAUGGUAGCGACAAUCAAAUCAGUAAUAACUCAAUGGAUUCAGAUUCGGAUUGAAUAUGUUACAACUAUUAAAAAAUAAAAUUAUAUUUUAAUUAAAAAUGAUAAGCCGCUUUUCUUUCGAUCCUUUUGAAACUUUCUGGGAUUGAUUUAAAAAAAGAAAACUUUUUUGUGCUGGAUAUUUUCGAUUUUGGAUGCCAUGUUUUUGGGGUCUUUUUUAAAAUGUUUAAGAAAACAGUGUUGUUUAUGAUAUACAAAUAAAUGCAUUACAGAAUUGGUGGAUAAAUGCAUCGGUUCCCGCAUUCACAUCAUCAUGAAGAAUGACAAGGAAAUGGUGGGCACAUUACUGGGAUUUGAUGAUUUUGUUAACAUGCUGCUGGAGGAUGUUACCGAAUACGAAAACAUACCAGAAGGCCGGCGGGUCACAAAACUCGAUCAGAUCUUGCUCAAUGGAAACAAUAUUACGAUGCUUGUGCCGGGUGGUGAUAUACCAGAUAAUUAGAAAAUAAAUGUUUAUUCUAAGUGGAGGAAAACGUUAAUUAAAAUACAUACUUUCAAAG
Contarinia nasturtii (swede midge) is the source of this 1567-nucleotide messenger RNA. Its product is annotated as RRP15-like protein. The record is from RefSeq and is a predicted model, not a curated record. The transcript is spliced from 3 exons. Gene Ontology annotation, cellular component: preribosome, large subunit precursor. NCBI's taxonomy places the organism in Eukaryota, Metazoa, Arthropoda, Insecta, Diptera, Cecidomyiidae. The coding region runs from base 177 to 1064 and encodes 295 amino acids. Gene Ontology annotation, biological process: maturation of LSU-rRNA; maturation of 5.8S rRNA.